Molecule: messenger RNA, 3237 nt
Organism: Zerene cesonia (dogface butterfly)
Lineage: Eukaryota; Metazoa; Arthropoda; Insecta; Lepidoptera; Pieridae
Gene: mtsh
Exons: 5
Coding region: 1-3237 (1078 amino acids)
Molecular function (GO): protein binding
Source: RefSeq, a predicted model, not a curated record
AUGCAAGAAUAUGGUGGUGAUAAAACAAAUGACCAUCGCGAAGCCGCAGACGGGAGAGAAAGAAGCCAAGAAAGCUUUCAUGGGAAACAGUCGUACUCCGUGAUACAGAAAAGCUAUGGUAAUGUUUGUUCAAAAGAAACUGAACAAACUAAGUCUACUUAUGGGCGAGUAACUUCCGGCAUAUACGAAUCAUCGAAUCAGCAAUAUCAAAGCACACGGUAUAACUCUUCUGUGCCUACAUUCAGCUCCCCACCCAAUUCACCAUUAGUUGGAGUUGUAUUUAGCCCCUCAUCUCCAAACUACAGUCGAUCUACAAUGACUGAACAUCUCAACCCAGAUAGACGAUCGCAAAGUUCAUGGUCCAUUCCUAACCAAGAACCAAUCGGUACUGGUGCUAAGAAGAAAAUAGUAAAGAGUCACGAAAAGCGAAACGCUUAUAGUGCCGAUCCUAGAUACCAUGAGAGGUAUAAAGAUUCUAGUACUGAGACUGAACCCAGCAGGAAGCAAGAUCGGAACCUGAGAGCUGACUCAACAACUAGCUUAGAUUUCUUUGCCGAAGGUGAGAGGAUGGUUUCAGAACUUUGUAACAUAGCUGAUACAAAAAAUGAAAAGACAACACAAAAGACAAACCAACCUGAUGAAGAUAAGAAUAAAUCAACUGGUUCUUCGGAGGUUCUGUUGACAGCUUUAGACAAGAUUAUUAUACAUGACCAAAUACCUAACCAAAUCGUGCAACUAGCCAUCGAAGCUUGUACUGAUGCUGAAAAUAUAGCUAUUGCUCAUCAUAAUCGACCUUGCUUUAAAAAUAUACAUUCGAUUUGUGCGAAAACUCGUUCGAAUGUGCAAAAGCCGGAUAGCGCAGUAGCAAACUUACAUUCUCAAGGCAUCCCCUGGGUAAUUAAAAACUUUAUAUUUUCAUUCGUUAGAAUCUUGGAUGGAUGGAAGGGCGUAAAAGAAUUGCUUAGUGAAAAACACGACACAUUCUCUAGGAUUGAAAAUAAAUAUUACAGUCCUAAUAUUCGAGAAUGCUUUAUACAGUGGCAAGCUAUAACUAAAGAAAUGUUGACACAUAUUUAUAAAACGUUCAAAUGUCUUGAUCACGGAUUUACUAUGGAGCAAAAGAGCUUCACGCAUAAUUAUUACGCUACAAAUUCUGCAGCUCCCCGGCAUCAAAACCAAAGCAAGUUUCAGCCAAUUAAAACACAUGUGGGCACUCCUCGACCAGUCAAUACGUCUCCACAGCCCUACAAUGCGGUACAACCGCCUUGGAUGCAAAAUCAAAGCCAAGCGCCCGUUCAGAGCUUUAAUGAAAGUCCAUGGCCAACUAGACCUAGCGUCAGCUAUAAAAAAUUUCCUGUCGUACCACCACCGAACGCGCAAAACUUUUAUCCAUUAAAUGAUCAAACUGAUAUUGAUUAUCAAAAAGUGCAGUAUAAAUGCGAUCCGUACAAUGUAAGAGAAGCUAAACCACGUCAAUCGUGGACAAUAACAAACGUACAUGACUUUAGGUCACUCGAAAACAUGUGUCAUACAGAACAAAGGGAAUUGUACAACCAGCUCAGACAUAAAAUGGAUGCUGAGCUUGGAAAAGCUCCAGGACAACCUAUCUACGGCACUUUACCUUGUGAUAUGAUACAACGAAGAGAUAAGGAGUUAAAAGCGAAAAUGAUCCCAUUGAGUCAUGUUGAGAAAACUUUAAUACCUAGUAUGGCUACAGCAGCUGAAAUAAAAAAUUACGUUCAAAAAAAUAAUAGCUGCGGUGAUACAAAGGAUGACGGGGAUUUUUUUGUGGCGUGGGGUCAGAUGGUACAAAAAGAAUCUAACGACUUUUUAACUCAUCACACUCACAACAUUCAAAUUCCAUCAAAUGUUGUGACGCUCCCAAGUAAUAUUUCUGGCCCCGUACAAUUUAUUGAUACUGAAAAUGAUGAGUUCCAUGAGAUGUCCAAGGUUUAUAUGAAACCUGGAAGUUAUAAGGUGCCAAUAAAACCGGCAGAUCCUUUAUCUCCAUUUAUACAAAACAAUCCUCAAGAUGUUAUCUAUGAGAAUGUAAUCGAUGACGUAAAUUCUUUAAAACUUAAAAGCCAAUUCUCACCUGUUACAUUGGCACCCCAACCAAAAUAUAAUUUAGAAUCUUGGCCUUGCUUAAUGUCUCGGCGAACGGAAGAUUUAUUAAAUGAAGAGCAGAAAAUACGAAACAUGAUGCCUUCCUUAGAAAUGAGGGGUAUUGAUUGUUUAGAUAUUUUAAAUUCAAUGACUUCUGACCGAGCGUGGGAAGCCGCAAAGCAGUCAGCUCCAAAAUUAAUGGAUUUCUUACACGAAGGGUGUAAAUCAGAUACAGCACGUUUGUAUGACGCUUUAGGUUUGUGUACAAUCGAUGAAUAUUCCAAUGAGAGCAAACAAAUACAAUCUCAUUUAGAAAGAAACGAUGUCUGGCCUUCUAGCUCGUCAACAAAUCAAUACAUGAAAGCACAAACGUCUUUAUGGGAACACAAUACUGUAAAACAGGAAUAUUGUCAUAACCAAAGUAUAUUUACUGAAGACGUCUCAAAAUUUUCUGAAAUUGAACAAAAAGCCAGUGAAAUUGUGGAAGAAGGUGUAGAACAAAUUGAAAGCAAACUAGACGAAUCUAAGGAAGUGAAAUGUCCAAACUUUGAUCAAUCAGGAAAUCAUAUAAGAGAUGACAACCAGAAAAAAAAUUGUACAAAAUCGAAGCUAGCUAUCUCUGGCAUGUGGUAUCACCCGAAAAAGAAAAAGCCGUUGGCAGCUGCCACUGUUAAAAAGUUUGAAAUAAUAUUAAACAAAUUAUCUGCAAUGAACGAAGCUUCAUUUAUCCAACAUGACAUGGAUAUAAAAACGGCUCCAAGGUUUUAUGAAGUUGUGAAAUAUCCUAUGUGUUUGCAUGACAUAUUGACGAAGCUUAAAAACUCAUCCUACACAGAAAUAGAUCAAGUUAUACAAGAUUUUAGACGGAUUUUCAAUAAUGUUAAGCUAUAUUUGAAAAGCUAUCCGGAUACCACGAUGAAGAAAAACGUAAGUAAGAUUGCAAUUGAAUUUGAAAAAAUAUUGAAUGAGGAAUUUCCCAUUAAAAUAGAUGUAAAAAAAUGUUUGGAUACCGAAACUCACACGUCAGAUAAUAACAAGAAAUACGAUAAAGAAAAUGACUUGAAAAAUAAUCUGGAUGAAAAAAAUAAAACCGCAGAUAGUAAACAGAAUGAAGAUGAAAAGAAAAAGUAA